Centruroides sculpturatus (bark scorpion) is the source of this 752-nucleotide messenger RNA. Its product is annotated as acidic phospholipase A2 PA4-like. The record is from RefSeq and is a predicted model, not a curated record. Bases 41 to 685 code for a protein of 214 amino acids. Gene Ontology annotation, biological process: phospholipid metabolic process; arachidonate secretion. The transcript is spliced from 6 exons. Lineage: Eukaryota; Metazoa; Arthropoda; Arachnida; Scorpiones; Buthidae.
UGUCAUUUAAAAAGCACACUACAAUAAUUCAGUGACAACAAUGUUCAGUAUUACAUUUGUGUGCGCAGUUAGCUUGGUGAAUUUUGUUGCCUCUAAGAAAAAUGAAAUAGAAGAAACUUUUUCUCUAGAAGUAAAGGAAAAUGAAGAGGCCAUAUCUAGGCAAAAGUUCGUUUCUGAACAAGAACGAUUUCAUCAACUUAUAUACGAAAUAUGUAGUAUUGAUUCUGGACACGAGAAUGUCCCAAAACAGAAACCUCAAGGACCUUAUGAUUCGAAAUUAAAUUUAAUCGAAAGACAAACCCUAGAACAACAACUAUUCGAUUUCAAUAUGUCGAUAAUAUUUCCAGGUACUAAAUGGUGUGGAACAGGAAAUAUAGCAAAAAACGAUGAUGAUUUAGGAAUAUUGAAUGGAACUGAUAGUUGUUGUCGAUUUCAUGACAAAUGCAAACCUGAAAUCCUCGCAGGCGAAAGUAAAUAUGGUUUGGAAAAUGAAAGCCUUCUAACCAGAAAGGGUUGUACAUGCGAUGAACAGUUCCACUCUUGUCUCCGUAAAGACGGAUCGGCCUCUUCGAUACUAGUGGGAAGAAUGUAUUUCGACAUUCUUCAAAAUAAAUGCUUUAUUUGCGAGGGAGAUGAUCCGAGUGACAUGCAAUGCCAAUACUACGAUGCCACACCGUUUGAGUAGGACGCUAAGUUAUAAAUGCGCAAUAAUUUUGUAAGAUUUCAAUCUCGAUUAAUAAAGAUAUUUAAAG